Messenger RNA from Trematosphaeria pertusa, 950 nucleotides. RefSeq lists its product as uncharacterized. Gene Ontology annotation, molecular function: copper ion binding. The record is from RefSeq and is a predicted model, not a curated record. Gene Ontology annotation, cellular component: mitochondrial inner membrane. Bases 37 to 822 code for a protein of 261 amino acids. Lineage: Eukaryota; Fungi; Ascomycota; Dothideomycetes; Pleosporales; Trematosphaeriaceae. The transcript is spliced from 3 exons.
CGCCCCCAGCACCAGCCCCAUGCCUCCAACCCCACAAUGUCUGUCUCAUCGCCCUUACGACAUACAUCGCGCGUGCUGCAGCCUUGGACAUGUUCAUCCUGCUCUCGAUUCGUCACUCGUCUUCCGCGCUCGAGCAGUUGCGGCAUCGUACCACCGCGAAGAUGCUUGAGCACCACGAAGGAGGCUAAGCAGGGCGCUGUGCCGUCAAUGGAUCAGAUGCACGCCCGAUAUAAAGAGAAGAACAGGACAACAAUGAACUACGUCUUCAGUAUCAUUCUCGGCACCGUAGCGCUUUCAUACGGAUCCGUACCUAUGUAUAAGAUGAUUUGCCAGACCACCGGCUGGGGCGGUCAGCCCAUCAAAUCCGCAGCGCACGCCGACUCCUCCAUCGACCCCUCAGAGCGCCUCAAGCCUGUAGAAUCACACCCUCGAAUCCGAAUAACCUUCAAUGGCUCCGUGUCGGACGUCUUGCCCUGGAAAUUUGUCCCACAACAGCGCGAAGUCCGCGUCCUACCCGGCGAGACCGCUCUCGCCUUCUAUACCGCGACCAACAAGUCAGACGAAGACAUUAUCGGCGUAGCCACUUACUCGGUCACCCCUGGACAGGUUGCGCCAUACUUCAGCAAGAUACAAUGCUUCUGCUUCGAGGAGCAGCGAUUGAAUGCUGGGGAGACCGUGGAUAUGCCCGUGUUCUUCUACAUUGAUCCGGAAUUCGUGAACGAUCACAACAUGAACGGGAUUGAGACUGUCACUUUAAGCUAUACUUUUUUCAAAGCGAAGUAUGACAAGGACGGCCAUUUGAGGCCAGUACCAAUGGCCUAGAGCGCAGGACAUGGGGCUUGUAUAUUAUGUACCAUGUAUGAGAGCACGGUGGCGCCUGAAUUAUGGUCGAGCCCAGAACGCGAUUGGAUCUAGGCAUGAUUAAAUCAAAUAGAAAAUAUUGUGUAUUG